AUGCCCCUGUCCCUGGGAGCCAAGAUGCGGGGGCCCGAGGCCUUGCUGCUGCUGCUGCUGCUGCUGCUAUCGUUUCCAGGCCGCUGCCGGGCGGGCGAGCUGGAGACCUCGGACCCGGUGACCGUGGUGCUGGGCCAGGACGCCAAGCUGCCCUGCUUCUACCGAGGGGAGCCCGGCGAGCAGGUGGGGCAGGUGGCGUGGGCUCGGGUGGACGCGGGCGAGGGCGCCCGGGAGCUCGCGCUGCUGCACUCCAAGUACGGGCUGCACGUGAGCGCGGCCUACGAGGGCCGCGUGGAGCAGCCGCCGCCUCCACGCAGCCCCCUGGACGGCGCCGUGCUCCUGCGCAACGCGGUGCAGGCCGACGAGGGCGAGUACGAGUGUCGCGUCAGCACCUUCCCCGCAGGCAGCUUCCAGACGCGGCUGCGGCUCCGCGUGCUGGUGCCUCCCCUGCCCUCACUGAACCCUGGUCCGGCGCUAGAAGAAGGCCAGGGCCUGACGCUGGCAGCCUCCUGCACGGCAGAGGGCAGCCCAGCCCCCAGCGUGACCUGGGACACAGAGGUCAAGGGCACCGCGACCAGCCGCUCCUUCAAGCACUCCCGCUCAGCUGCUGUCACUUCGGAGUUCCACCUGGUGCCCAGCCGCAGCAUGAAUGGGCAGCCACUCACCUGCGUGGUGUCCCAUCCUGGCCUGCUGCAGGACCAAAGGAUCACCCACAUCCUCCAAGUGGCCUUCCUCACCGAGGCCUCUGUGAGGGGCCUCGAAGACCAAAAGCUGUGGCAGGUGGGCAGAGAAGGGGCUACCCUCAAGUGCCUGAGCGAGGGAUACCCUUCUCCCUCGUACAACUGGACACGGUUGGACGGGCCUCUGCCCAGCGGGGUGCGAGCGGAAGGGGACACUCUGGGCUUUCCUCCGCUGACCCCCGAGCACAGCGGCAUCUACGUGUGCCACGUCAGCAACGAGCUCUCUUCGAGGGAUUCCCGGGUCACUGUGGACAUCCUUGACCCGCAGGAGGCCCCCGGGAAGCAGGUGAACCUGGUGUCGGCCUCAGUGGUGGUGGUGGGCGUGAUCGCCGCGCUCUUGUUCCUCCUGCUGGUGGUGGUGGUCGUGCUCAUGUCCCGGUACCAUCGGCGCAAGGCUCAGCAGAUGACCCAGAAAUACACUGGCCCCCGGGGCUGCUCGGGGAAGCCGCCGUCAGCCCUGGCUCCAGGGUGGGGUCGGCCGGAGGAGAGUGUAGGGCUGAGAGCCGAGGGCCACCCCGAUAGUCUCAAGGACAACAGUAGCUGCUCUGUGAUGAGCGAAGAGCCGGAGGGCCGUAGUUACUCGACGCUGACCACGGUGAGGGAGAUUGAAACCCAGACUGAACUGCUGUCUCCAGGCUCCGGGCGGGCAGAGGAGGAGGAAGAUCGGGACGAAGGCAUCAAACAGGCCAUGAACCAUUUCGUCCAAGAGAACGGGACCCUGCGGGCCAAACCCACAGGCAAUGGCAUCUACAUCAAUGGGCGGGGGCAUCUGGUCUGACCCAGGCCUGCCUCCGUCCCCUAAGCCUGGCUCCUUCUGCUGACCUGGGGAUUUCUGUUCGGGGAGAGGGGGCUCUCUAAACACCCUAUUUCUUCAGGAAGAUGCUCCCCAUCCCGACUGCUCGACCUUUUCCUCCAGCCCCUCUGUUCGACAAAGGGGGGGCUCUGCUGGUUGAGUCCUUCCCUGUGUGUGUGUGUGUGUGUGUGCGUGCGCGCAGAUCACCGUGUGCAU
Panthera uncia (snow leopard) is the source of this 1749-nucleotide messenger RNA. It is a transcript of the gene NECTIN4, whose product is annotated as nectin cell adhesion molecule 4. The transcript is spliced from 9 exons. Gene Ontology annotation, biological process: homophilic cell-cell adhesion; symbiont entry into host cell; heterophilic cell-cell adhesion. Bases 1 to 1518 code for a protein of 505 amino acids. Gene Ontology annotation, cellular component: adherens junction. The record is from RefSeq and is a predicted model, not a curated record. NCBI's taxonomy places the organism in Eukaryota, Metazoa, Chordata, Mammalia, Carnivora, Felidae.